This is a messenger RNA of Pseudoliparis swirei, 3502 nucleotides long. RefSeq names its product protein phosphatase 1 regulatory subunit 3A (gene ppp1r3f). Gene Ontology annotation, molecular function: glycogen binding; protein phosphatase 1 binding. The transcript is spliced from 4 exons. Gene Ontology annotation, biological process: regulation of glycogen biosynthetic process. Gene Ontology annotation, cellular component: protein phosphatase type 1 complex. The record is from RefSeq and is a predicted model, not a curated record. The coding region runs from base 398 to 2314 and encodes 638 amino acids. Lineage: Eukaryota; Metazoa; Chordata; Actinopteri; Perciformes; Liparidae.
AUCGUCUAAUAUCCCAUUUCCAGUAGUGGGCGUUCAGCCAGCCCAAACCAAACAGAACAAGGGGGAGUCGCAGGAUUAUACCAAUUUAAAAGACACGUUUGGGGCAUGGAGAGCCCUGUAGGUCAGUUCUAAAAUUAGAGGCUGCUCCGCGACAGCAGCCAAAAAACUGCGAUGCGUAAAGUCACGUAAACCAGGGGAGACACUGUCACACGGGCUGGCAGUAAAGACAUGUUGUCAUGGCUGACAUUUAACGCCACACGUUGACGAGAGAGGCUCGAGCAGGAUCGACACUCGGCACUGCUGCGCAAAUAAUGAGUAUUUAGUAGUGCAUGUGUUCUGGAGACGCCAUAGUACUUUCAUCAGCGCACAGCUUCCAUGACUGAACACUUCUGCAACAAUGUCUUUUUUAUCCAUACCAAGCGAAGAGGGCCUUUUUACCACGAUUAAAACCGGCAAAUCGGCCGAGGAGGCAGUCUGCAGGUCCCACUUGAACGACGACUAUGAUGAGGAUGAUGAGGAUGAUGAAGACGACAACGCCGAAGACGUCCGCCUCAUCCCGAGAUGCUCCCCGGUGCCCAGAAAACGAGGCCACUCCAUCCACGACGAGACCGCUGAGUACAUGCGCAUGCAUUUCGCGCUGCCCGCCGGAAAGAGAGUGUUUUUUGCCGACACAACAGGUGGGGAUCUGGUGGACGUGAAGGAAUUUGUUGCCUUCGAUUUGGACGAUGAAAAGGAAAGUGCCAGGUGGGAGGAAGAGGAGGCGAAGUAUCGAAAGCCACAGCGACAACCGAGCUAUCGCGUGCAGCCAGAGUUUAACGCGCCCGCCGCCGGUGCUCUGCUCCAGGCGGUGCACUGCAAUAAAGUGGAGGUCGAGCAGAUGUCUACAGCAGAGACUGAGCCACUUGCCUUCAGUGGGGUGAUACGGGUCCUGAACGUCUCCUUCCACAAAGCAGUUUACAUCAGAUCCACCAUGGACAGCUGGGCUACUUACUUUGACCACCCAGCAGAGUAUGUCCAGGGAUCUCAUGAUGGAAACACUGAUCAGUUCUCCUUCAAGCUGUCUUUUGCACCACCUUACACCACACACGGCUCACGCAUUGAGUUUGUUGUCCGGUAUGAAACCUCUGAUGGCGAUUACUGGGCUAAUAACUCCUCUAUGAAUUAUGUGGUCACUCUGCUUCUGUCCUACGAAGACGAUUCUACUCGGACAAACAACGACUUGCAGCAGGUUCGAGGUAUCAUGAGACCCCCAACAGAUUACAGUAUGAAUGAUGAUUUUGAUUCAGAGGACGAGCAGGAAAAAGACGAAGCAGAAGAAGCACGGACCUCCAGGUCUGGACUUUUCAGACCGACAGCUGUCUGCCCGGUCAUCGUGCACCCGGAGAUUGACAUCGAGAUUGCGGUUCACCCAUCUGGUCCCCGUGUCCCACCGAACCCACAGCUCCCAUCUGUUGAUGGCUCACUGUCCGCUCGCACUGUAUCCCCAGGUGAACAAUCCCCUUACACGUCUUCCGAAACGACGCUUCAAACGAGUUCAUCCUUUGUACUCUGUGCCAGUGCAUCGGCCCAGCUAAAAAAGUCGCAGCCUUUACCCAGACUCCACUGUGAAUUAGGCAACCAAACGUCAGACGUGCCCGCGGAGCGUAGUCCCCGAGCGCCGCUGCCGGCUUCGACUCCCUCUCUGCCACGCGAGUCGAGGCCGAGAUCAGACAGCUCCCAGGCGGGCGGAGAGGAAAUCCCUCCCUCCGAGGCCUCGCGCGUUUAUCUUCCCACCGCAGGGACAAAUCUGUGGCCAACAACAGUAGAGGUCGGAUUGACCCACAGCCCGGUCAGCCACCUUUGUCUCGAACUGCCCGCUGAGUGCGCCGCGCCUCCCGCUGCGACUCGAGGCCCUGAGCGAGAGGUCGCAGUGGGAUUGAGCGAACCGGCUGCAGGAUUAUCAGAAGGUUCCACCGGGUCCGCAGCGAAUGAUGAAGGCAGUGCGGCUGAGCUUUUGUCCCCCGUGGCAGAGAGCGAGGCAUCUCUGGGAGCAGAAGGUGAAACUCCGGCGCCACCCGAACUCCGAGAGAACGUGGGGCCAAACUCGGCACGCCAGUCUUCCUUCGCCUGGGAAGGGAAGAAAGAUGCCGCCCCGAUUUCCCCCGACGCAUUAUUAUCCGAGAAUCUACCAAACACGCCGUCAGAGGGUUCUGAGAUUAGGAAUCUGAUGCCAUCCAUCGUCUUUCUGAGUGCAGUUGUCUCCCUCUCGGUAGUGUUGCAGGAACCCAGUGCCCUCUUCAUAAUCGGACUGGUUUGGGUCCUGCACCGUUUUUGAUCAUGCCACAAAAGUUCAUUCUGAUCUGUUUUCAAGUCAAGUGCCUUUUCAUGACUCCAGAAUAAGCCAACAAGUUAAAAAAAGAAAAAAAUCUAAAACACCAAAAAAAGUCUCCUGUUGAAGUUGUGUGUCACUGUGUGAGUUUAUAGACGAGUACAUGUUCUGCUCAAAUGAAAGGGUGCGAGGAAAACAAUGUUUCCAUGCAAGGUCCAAUGAGCAAGGAGAAAGUAAUUACACAAAUAUUGCAAAUAUGUUUAUGUGAAACAAGUACGAGGUAAUGGAACAGUAGUCAGUUAUUACCCCACUACUACGACAACAUUGUGAUCACUCUGAUACAUAUAUAUGAUCUAUUAUUAUAUAUUAUAUUAUGUAUUAUUAUAUUGCACAGUAUAUUUUUUGUACGUGGUCUGUGAUUACAUUUGUCUUGUCAUGUUGAGAUGGUGUAUGUGGUGUUAUAUUCAGAUUUGUUCAGUCAGUCCUAUAAUACAUGUUUCCUUGUUGUGAGUGCAGCUAAGACUGUCGUCUAAUCCCACUGCCAUGAAUUUAACUUCGGUGUAUUCCACGUGUUGUUAUGUCUUUAAUGGAGUACAGAGACACAUUACGGUAGUGGGACACGAAAGAGACGAGAAUGGAUGGAAUUUUGUUUACAAAUGCAAAGUAUAUUGCCUUAAUACCUAAAAUUAAAAACAACCUAUGGUAAACAUAUGCAGCAUAUGAUAUGCUGCUUGAGGGACAGCAGUGGAAAACAAUCCAUUGUGACAUAUCAGUUCAUGUAAGUCUUCCUAUGGAUUCUUGCGAGUAAACCCAUAUUGUUGUUGUUGUUGUUGCGCAACACAACACUUUCACUUUGACAACCUCACAGACGGACUGACGCACCGAAUGACACGUUUGAAGUGAUGACAGUUUUUGCAGUGUAUUGUGUGACGACCCUCCCCCGCUGCAGCUGGGUUACCUGGCCUGGAAGGGCUUCCUGGUGGGAGGAGCUACCAGGAGAGAAUAAAAGGAAGCACCAAGGGGAGUCUCUCUCUCUCUCCCUACCAUACUGCACCAGCCUCAGCAUGUGCUUCUGUUAGAGUUGUAUUGCUACAAUAAAUGGUUUGUUUUAAAGAUCUAUGUGUGGCCUCCCUUUUUGUUACCAGCCGUGAGCCUGGUGGUAACAAUUGCCAUUAAACGUGCUCCUGUAUCCUC